UGCUUUUUUUUCCGGGACAGGAGACAAGAGGGUCCGAGACACCUGUCAAGAGGACUAUACAUCCAAAAAGCUACAUGUGAGGCAUCUAGAAACUGCGUGAUAAGCCAUGGACGCACUGUUAUCGUUAUUAUAGCCUCUCAGUGGCCGAGGAGCGUAAAGUUAUUCCGCUGCUUUCUUGUUUCUCUUUGUGUCAUUCUGCCUCUAUUUUUUUUUCAAGCCGCAUGAGUUCACCGCUGUUUUUAGGUCAGCUCGUCGGGGUUCCGUUAGAAAUAAUGCACCCCACCAUGGAGAAAGACACAACUUACACCAAGAUUUUUGUCGGCGGGUUGCCUUAUCACACCAACGAUGCUUCACUUCGGAAAUAUUUCGAGACUUUCGGGGACAUCGACGAGGCGGUGGUGAUCACGGACAAGCAGACGGGAAAAUCCAGAGGAUACGGCUUCGUGACCAUGGUGGACAGGGGGGCAGCGGAGCGGGCGUGCAAAGAUGCAAACCCCAUCAUCGAUGGCAGGAAGGCCAACGUGAACCUGGCAUACCUGGGAGCAAAGCCUCGCAGCUCGCAGACAAGUCUCUCUGUCGGAGUUCAGCAAGUCCAUCCUACGUGGGCUCAGAGGCAAUAUGGGCUGGCCCAGCAGUACGUCUACCCUCAGGCGUUCCUCCAGCCCAGCCUGGUGCUGCAGUCCCAGCUCAGCCCCACAGCAGCAGCGCUUGCCUCCCCUUACCUGGACUACAGCUCCGCCUACACCCACUACGCCCCUACAGGACUGGAGCAGUACCCCUACACCCCCUCACCGUCACCCUCUGCUGGCUACCUCGGCUAUAGCUUCUCCCCCGGCACGCCGGCACCCACUCUCACUGCAUCCGCGACGCCUCCGGCUGCCAUCCAUCCUCCUCUGGCUGCACUCACCGCUGUGUCUGCCGCCCCACAGGCCUUCCUCCACUACCCUCUGCACCAGCCUGACCGCAUGCAGUGAGCAGCUCUGAGUGGAGCUGAAGCUGCUGAAAUGACGAUUCAAAACUGUUUGGCUGUGGAGCUGUGGCAUCAUCAGGAUGAGACUGGAUAACCAGGAAGAGGGUGUGAUUUAAUCAAAAGGGCUUUUAGAAAGCACUCUCAUUCCUGUUUUUUUAUAUAUAUUAUUGUUGUAAUAAAUGUUUUAUUGCUAUUGUCAUCAGCAUACGAUCUGAAUGUUUUUCAUAAAUGGGAGAAGUCAGGGACUAGAAUGAGAUGACUGGUAAUCUUCUGGACUUUUGCCUCUUACCGUUGACCCUCAGUGCAGAGGUUGGAGGCAGUUUGAGUGCUGGCGAGUGCAUCGGCAAAGACUAUAAAAAAUAUGUCUGUUUGACAUGAUGCUGCAGCUGCAGUUUCUCCAAAGGUACUGAGCUGAAUUCUGGACAUUAGCCAAGCUGGGAGCCAGUUCCUCUUUCAGAAACGCAGGUCCAAUUACCUCCUCGUCAAGGUUAUGUUUCUGUCUAUGGCCUUAGAGAUCUCUCUCUCCGUACCUGGUUCAAUUUGUCAUUUUUAUUUGUCUCUCAUCUCAAAUGAACAAAAUGGUUAUUGUACUCCCUUUUGUUCCUUUGUCUACCGCUGGCAAGUUAUUACAUGGUGAUAAUCACAGUUUAACAGAAUAUGCAAUUAUGAUGAUGAAAUAUAAGCAUGAAUAAGGUCGACAACACUGGUAUAUUGUUUUUAUAUUGCUACUGAGAGAGAAUUUGUUAACACUUACAACAUAAUAGUCAUCACAUGACAUUCCUGCAGUCGCUUAUUAGGAUAUAUGUGACCUGUAACUUUUGGAGCAAAGGAGUCUGGAUUUGGUUUUAUGAUACUUAAAUUACAUAGCUGUCAAUACAUAUCAAGUAAAUGUGUUUGGAUGUAGGUGUCAAGAAGUAUAUGUUGUUGCUGAAUGUGUGUGAGUGUAUUUGGUGUCUGUUUUUGUGUGUAUGUGAAUGACAGAGAAAUAGAGUGAUGCAGUAUAAACAAGUGUGAGGACCAAGCUCCUUCUCCAGCCCAUUGUACUGGUCAGAGUUGUUUCUUUGUUUUUUGUUUGCAGAAUACAGACAAAUGCGUUAGUGAUAGUACUGGAGUCUCUCAGUGCUUAGUAGUCAUGACCCAAGCCAUACAUCACAUUUAAAACAAAUAUGCAAAAUAAAAUGAAUAUUUCUAAAAAACGAAACAAAAAAAGA
Molecule: messenger RNA, 2181 nt
Organism: Seriola aureovittata
Lineage: Eukaryota; Metazoa; Chordata; Actinopteri; Carangiformes; Carangidae
Gene: rbm38
Product: RNA binding motif protein 38
Exons: 4
Coding region: 222-974 (250 amino acids)
Cellular component (GO): cytosol
Molecular function (GO): RNA binding
Source: RefSeq, a predicted model, not a curated record